Molecule: messenger RNA, 5036 nt
Organism: Hemiscyllium ocellatum (epaulette shark)
Lineage: Eukaryota; Metazoa; Chordata; Chondrichthyes; Orectolobiformes; Hemiscylliidae
Product: reticulon-4-like
Exons: 9
Coding region: 286-4134 (1282 amino acids)
Biological process (GO): brain development; endoplasmic reticulum tubular network formation; neuron differentiation
Cellular component (GO): neuron projection; postsynaptic density
Source: RefSeq, a predicted model, not a curated record
CAGGUUGGACUGGUCUCCGGAGCCGGCGGCGCCAGGUUUCUAUGAAUCACGGCGACGCCAUUUUCUAUUAUUAUAAUCACCGCACAAGGGGAGUGGGCAGGGAGGGGUGGUCUCCUGCCUUUUUACUCAAUUAUACCCGCCUCUGUCUGGUGGCGCACUUCUCAACCUUUCAAACACGCAUCAACGACGCUUUUGUGUUUUAAGUCAGUUAGGUAGGUGAAGACGAAUAGUUAAAUUUGUUUUAAAAAUAAAGCCUGAAGAUUUCAAAAGAACUAAGUCAGAACCAUGACAGAUCCCGAAUGGCAGUCUCCUUCUGUCUCGUCCUCGGCUCGUUUAGACGACGUUAUAGACGAUCGUACCGCCGAAGGUAUGGAGGAAAUGCUGCAUGAUUUGGAUCCUCUCAAGCCUGGGGCUGGCGACGCACCCAGAUUUGUACCUUCGGUCCCUGUACCUCCGGCUCCCAGCGGCUUCGAGCUGGCAGAGAGCACUAACAUUGGCGAUGAGGAUACCCAGGUCCCUCUACUUCUGCCCGCCAGAAGCCGACCAGAAGCGGACUCCACCUCAGAGACGGCGCCUGCUACAUCCACAGUGUCCGCCAAGACCUGUCCAGAGUCUGCCGACGAAUCCUUUCUUUCUCCUUCCGUUGCACCUGAAUGUGUGAUGCAGUCCUCUGCAGACUUUUCUGUCAACUUGAAAGAUCAGCCAGCUAGUGCCGAACCUGUGGGCCCACAGGAUGCUGCACCUGUGCAUGUUGAACCUGUUCCUGUCGAACCUGUUCCUGUCUUCUCUUUGCCCUCCUUUUCUUCUGAUUCUGUAACUGAAUUAAGAGUGUCCACAAAAACAGUCCACAAUGAUGAUCUUACAGAGAGUGAAGUUCCUUUAAACACCGAAUUACAAACAACCUUGGGUUUUUUCGACAAUGCAGUGGACAAACAAGUAGCAGAGCAUUUAAAAAAAGUUCAUUCUGUUGAUGGAAAGGCACAAGUGAAGCCAGCAUUUAUAGAAUCAUCAGAGGUAGACAAACUAAAUUCUGCUGAUGAAAGUCCAUUUCAAGACACACUUGGUCAGUGUGUAGAGCCAAAUGGAAAUGAAUUUAAAGGGACUACACUCCAUGUUGAAGAAAUGAAGCCAGAACAAGUCAUUGCAGAUAAGGGAGAACUGAAGAUUAGUGAGGACAUGAGAAUACAUAAUGUUCAGUUAUCAGAUGACAAGAAAGUUGAAAUGGAAACAAAUAAUUUUGGAUUAAUUAAUGAGUAUGUUGGUGUGUCAGGGGCUGAUAUGCUUCCCCUAGGCAGAGUUGUUGAGGAAAAGGAGUUUAUGCAGAAUACACUGGAUUCUAAUGACCAAACUAUAAAACCAGUGGACAGUGGUCUUAACUUUUGCUAUGGGGACAUUUUGGAAGUAAAGGAGAAAAAUGAACUAAAGAUGACUGGUCCAACAAUUAAUCAGGUGGCUCUUAUUGAUUCUAAUAUCAAAGAUGCCAUCAAUGUAAUUGAUAAGUCUGAGAAAGAUGUGUUUGAAGAUCAGGAACCUUCAAAGAUACCAUGUGAAACCAGAGAAACAAUUAUGGCUAGAACUACUGGAAUGCUGGGUUAUACAGACUUGGAGGACCAUGUAGAACAGCCCUUUGAACAAGAUGACAAGCUGACUCCAACUGGUGAAGCAUACUUUGCUGUUUCGCAAGUUCCAGUUAUAAAUGAAUCUCAAACAUGUAUGACCUAUGCUACGUUUGAUUCUUACAACGUGUUGGAGUCUGAUUACUUCAGCACUAAUGAAAUGGUUCCUAAAAAUGAAGUUAUAAAAGGAAAGAUUGUGUUCAAGGAAACUUCAUUACCAUUCCAGUUAACUGAUGUUGAGUCAAAAGUAAAUGAUAAGGUCGGGGAUCCAACAUCUGCGGCACCAGUAUUUGCUAAACACAAAUCAACUUCUAAUACAGAUGUGACAGCUACUUCUGAAAUGAAUUCAGAACUGCUUAGUAACUUGGCAAUCCAUCCAAAGCAGACUGUGCAAUCCGACUAUUUGAAUGAAAUCAUUAAUUCCAAUCAGACUGAGCCAAGUUUUGCACCCUACCAUUUACAAAGAACUUCUGAAAUCAUGUCCCCAGGAUUAACGCAAUUAGAAAUCAGUGAAAACUUGAUCGAAACAGAAGUGAGGAAAUCUCAAGAAUCUCUUGAUCAAUUCAAACCACAACUUUACUCUUCAGAAGUGUGUGUUUUAGACAGAUCUGAUGACAUACAAGAUUUAACAGACACUAUUGUUAAGGCACCAACUUCCAUAGACACAGAGUCUAAUCCUGAUUAUACUCAAAAUGCUGCUAAAGAGCAAAUUGUGCAUGUCUUUCAGGAACCACUUAGUGCUGACAGUGAUAUUCCAGAGUUAUCGAAAACACAGCCUUUCUUUGAAGAACAAAAGGCUAUUACAGAAGGGGGAGUUAUUGAAGAUACUGUAAUUAUUUCUGAGAAGAUUCAGGUUUCCGAAAAGGGAAAUAUACUAGAGCACACAUUAGAUUCUGUUGUAGAAGUAGGAGGUAAUAACAAAGAUUUACGUGUAUGCUUGGAGCUCAGCGAGCCUGACGUGUCUGAAAAAAUAAACACGUUUGAUCAGUCCAGGAAAGAAGAAUUAUUACCUAGUAAGAUUGUAGAAGAUACCAGUUGUUCUACAUUGCUUUAUCAAAUAUCAGAUAUAUCAGCUGAUAUUUCAGUGACAAUGAAGAAUCCAGAUGUGAUUACAUGCAAAGAAGUUGCCAUCAGUAAAUCUGAACCUAUUUUGGGAACGCAGGGAGCUGCUACAAUUGGAAUGAAACCUGUUGAAGGAAUUUUAGCUGAUUACAAACAUGUUGAGCAGUGUUCACUUCCUCCACUUUCACUCCAAGAUGAAACUGAAAUCCCAUCACUGAUUAAAAAUGUAACUGAAGAUGUUCCAUCUGACCUAUUAAAGGUUACAGAGAAAGGUGUACCAGAAAGUAAUUUAAGCUAUCGGGACACUUCUGAGGAAAUACUCCCAUGUCCAACAAUAAGUGAAAGGUAUGACUUAAACAAAUCUGGUCCUAUUUUGAUUGCUGAUAGAGAAUUUGGUUCACAAGUCUUGGCUGAAGGGACUAGUUUGACUACUUUCCAUCCAGUGACUGGUGAUAUUGCCCCAUCUUUGCAAAAUACAUUUCCAAACAAUGUUUUAGAAAAAAUUGAUGAAAUGAAAACCAGAUUUGAUGACCAUUCUGAAAAUUUGGAGAUGAUGCAAAUACAGAUGAAGACCCAAAGUGAUGCUUCGUUCCCCAUAAAUGAAGAAGUAACUAAGGCUUCAAAAGAAGUGGUUACAAAAAUUUUAGAAACCAGUGUUGCUUUAGCAGAAGUUUUGGGAGGGAAGGAAGCAGCAGUAGCACAAUCCAUAUCUCAGCAAGAAUUAGAUAUAAUGUUUCCUUCCCCUGUUGAAGAUGAUGUAAGCAAAAAAAUUGUUCCUGUAGAAGCCCUGGCGCCAGAACUGCUCCCUGUGGCUGAGAGUACUAAAACAUCCACAGAUGCUGCUUUUGUUGGUAUUGAAGAUUUUUCUGUAAAACCGGACAAAAAAUCAGUGAUGGACUUAAUCUACUGGCGUGAUAUUAAGAAGACUGGAUUGGUAUUUGGUGCGAGCCUGUUCUUGCUGCUGUCUAUGACCAUUUUCAGCAUUGUCAGUGUGAUUGCGUACCUUGCCCUGGCAUUGCUUUCAGUUACCAUUAGUUUCAGGAUAUACAGAGGUAUUCUGCAAGCAGUGCAGAAGUCUGAUGAAGGGCAUCCGUUCAAGGCCUGUUUGGAGACAGAUGUUGCUGUAUCUGAUGAACUAGUGCAGAAGUAUAGUGAUGUUGGGCUAAGCCAUAUCAACCGUGUGAUUACUGAAUUAAGACGACUAUUCCUUGUUGAAGAUCUGAUAGAUUCUCUGAAGUUUUCAGCGCUGAUGUGGCUGCUCACUUAUGUUGGUGCCUUGUUUAAUGGACUGUCCCUGCUGAUAAUAGGUCUGGUAGCAGUUUUCAGCAUUCCUGUGGUUUAUGAAAGACACCAGGCUCAAAUUGAUCAUUACAUAGGGAUAGCAAGUAAGCAGAUUAGAGAUAUUACUGCUAAGAUUCAAACGAAAAUUCCUGGACUAAAGAAGAAGACUGAGUAAUGGAGCUUGUCCUGUGCUUCAUAGCAUGUUUUCUGCUGGGCUGUGACUUGGAUUAUCACAGGGAGGAUUGGAAAGAACAAAAUAGCCUUGGAACUGCAGUGUAAUUUGCAAGUCUUUUCCAUUUUGGUAGUAACAAAGUGUUUAACUGUAGUCUAUUUCGUAUUACAUUAUAUCAUAUGCUAACAUGUAGGAAGUUUGAAUUCAGUUUAUUUAUGUCAUUUGGUACAGAGAACACUGGUUUGUAUUAAAGAUUUGAGAAACUGUACAUUGCACGUGUCGGGGUAGUGUCUUAUUAUGUGAAAACAAAUCAUGGUGCAGUUGGAGCUUUUGGUAUUCCCUGCCCCCUCCCCAGUUUGCACACUGUUUGUAGGAUCUACGCUGUGAGGUUGGUGCAAAUUUCUAACUCCAUGUGAUCAAAAUAUUUACUGUUCCAUUGUAGUGAAAUUUGAGGUCUUGCUUUUCUGACUAAAACCUGUCGCUGUAUUAAGAUUUUACUGUUUUAACAAUUACCCAGUUAGUGUUUCACUAAGCUAGCGAGUUGACUUGAGCAGCUCCACAGUGCUUGUUAUUUCAGAGGGAACUGAAUUUUAAAGAUGGAUCCACAGCACUGAACCAUACACUAAGAUAUAUAUGCCAUAAAAUCUCAGCAUAAAUGUUCAAUUCAUCAGAUUUUCAUCUGUUUAGCCAGAAAUGUAUGAGCACAUCUAUAGCAAAAUUUUAACUGUACUUUUGAUUAUUUGUGGACUGUAUCUAAUGCUAUGAAUAAAUGUAACUUGGAAAUUUCAAACAUUGUUUGCGCACAUCUGAGAGUGGACAUUACAUUGUAAAUGAAUUGGGCUCAGGCCUUUGGGGAAUGCAUUGUGAAAUAAAAAUGAGAAUGAAUAAAGCUUACAAACAACAUG